AUGGGGUCUCAGGAUACAAAACAAGGAGCAGGCAAUCCUGGUGAGCAGAAUACAAACCCAAGACCUAAUACGAAAACAAAGAUGAAGACGAGAAAAGAGACAAGAGAUAUAGAAGAGCUAAAGAAAGAAGUGGUCAUGGAUGAUCACAAAUUAACCUUGCAAGAGCUGAGUGCCAAAUAUUCAGUGGACUUGAGAAAGGGUCUUACUCAUGAUCAGGCACAGAAAAUCCUAGAGCAAGAGGGACCUAAUACACUUACUCCACCCCCCACCAUUCCAGAAUGGAUCAAAUUCUGUAAACAACUGUUUGGUGGCUUCUCCAUCCUACUGUGGAUUGGUUCCAUUCUCUGCUUUGUCGCCUAUGGCAUCCAGUUCAGUUUCCAUGAAGAGUUUACCAAAGAUAAUCUGUACCUGGGCAUGGUACUCAGCAUCGUGGUCAUCAUCACUGGCUGCUUCUCCUACUAUCAGGAGGCCAAGAGCUCCAAGAUCAUGGAGUCUUUUAAGAACAUGGUGCCACAGCAAGCCCUGGUAAUUCGAGGAGGAGAGAAGAUACAGAUCAAUGUACAAGACGUGGUGUUGGGAGACCUGGUAGAAGUAAAGGGAGGAGAUCGAAUUCCGGCUGAUAUACGACUUAUCUCUGCACAAGGAUGUAAGGUAGACAACUCAUCCUUGACUGGAGAGUCAGAGCCCCAAACCCGUUCCCCUGAAUUCACCCAUGAGAACCCACUGGAGACCCGAAACAUCUGCUUCUUCUCCACCAACUGUGUGGAAGGAACAGCCAGAGGCAUUGUGAUUGCUACAGGAGACUCCACAGUGAUGGGCCGCAUUGCCUCACUGACAUCAGGCCUUGUAGCUGGCAAGACCCCCAUUGCUAUUGAGAUCGAGCACUUCAUCCAUCUGAUCACCAUGGUGGCCGUCUUCCUGGGGAUCACUUUCUUUGUGCUUUCACUUACGUUGGGCUACGGCUGGCUGCAGGCUGUCAUUUUUCUUAUUGGCAUCAUUGUGGCCAAUGUGCCUGAGGGGCUGCUGGCCACUGUCACUGUGUGUCUGACCCUGACAGCCAAGCGCAUGGCGUUGAAGAACUGCCUGGUGAAAAACCUUGAGGCAGUGGAGACACUGGGCUCUACCUCCACCAUCUGCUCUGACAAGACAGGCACCCUCACCCAGAACCGCAUGACUGUCGCCCACUUAUGGUUUGAUAGGACCAUAUAUGAAGCCAACAUCACUGAAGACCAGACUGGAAAAACAUUUGCCAAGGGCUCUCCUACUUGGUUCAUCCUAGCCCAAAUCGCUGGCCUGUGCAAUCGUGCUGACUUUAAGGCUAAUCAAGAGAUGCUUCCAGUAACUAAGCGUGAGACAACUGGUGAUGCUUCUGAGUCGGCCCUGCUCAAGUUCGUCGAGCAGUCUUACAGCUCUGUGGUGGAGAUGAGACAGAAGAACCCCAAGGUGGCAGAGAUUCCCUUUAAUUCUACCAACAAAUACCAGGUGUCCAUCCACCUUCAGGAGGACAGCUCCCAUAGCCACAUGCUGUUGAUGAAGGGGGCUCCCGAGAGGAUCUUGGACUUUUGCUCUACUUUCCUGCUGCAUGGGAAGGAGUACCCAGUGGACAAUGGCAUGAAGAACGCCUUCCAGAGUGCCUACCUGGAGCUGGGAGGUCUGGGGGAACGGGUACUAGGGUUUUGUUUCUUGAAUCUGCCUGACAGUUACCCCAAGGGAUUCCCAUUUAAUACAGAAGAAAUCAAUUUUCCCAUGGAGAACCUUUGUUUUGUGGGGCUCAUAGCCAUGAUUGACCCCCCACGAGCUGCUGUGCCUGACGCUGUGAGCAAGUGUCGUAGUGCAGGGAUCAAGGUGAUCAUGGUAACAGGGGAUCAUCCCAUUACAGCCAAGGCCAUUGCCAAGGGUGUGGGCAUCAUCUCAGAAGGCACUGAGACAAUAGAAGACAUGGCUGCCCGGCUUCAGGUCCCUGUCAGCCAGAUUGAUCCCAGGGAUGUCAAAGCCAUUGUGGUGCAUGGCUCAGAACUAAAGAACAUGUCAUCAGAGCAGCUCGACGAUGUCCUCAAGAGCCACACAGAGAUUGUAUUUGCCCGGACCUCUCCUCAGCAAAAGCUCAUCAUUGUGGAGGGAUGUCAGAGGCAGGGUGCCAUUGUGGCAGUGACAGGUGAUGGAGUGAACGACUCCCCCGCACUAAAAAAGGCUGACAUUGGCAUCGCCAUGGGCAUCACUGGCUCUGAUGUCUCUAAGCAGGCAGCCGACAUGAUCCUGCUGGAUGACAACUUUGCCUCCAUUGUCACGGGCGUGGAGGAGGGCCGCCUCAUCUUUGACAACCUGAAGAAAUCCAUCGCAUACACUCUGACCAGCAACAUCCCCGAGAUCACCCCCUUCCUGCUCUUCAUCGUCCUCGGUAUACCACUGCCUCUGGGAACGAUAACCAUUCUCUGCAUCGACCUGGGCACUGACAUGGUCCCUGCUAUCUCCUUGGCUUAUGAGACAGCUGAAAGUGACAUCAUGAAGAGAGCUCCACGGAAUGCAAAGACUGACAAGCUGGUGAACCACCGUCUCAUCAGCAUGGCCUACGGACAGAUUGGCAUGAUCCAGGCUCUGGCAGGAUUCUUCACCUACUUUGUGGUCCUGGCUGAAAAUGGUUUUAAGCCUUUGGAUCUGCUUGGCAUCCGCCUGAACUGGGAGGAUCAAUAUUUGAACGACCUGGAGGACAGUUACGGACAGCAGUGGACUUAUGAGCAGCGGAAGGUGGUGGAGUUCACUUGCCACACGGCCUUCUUUGUCAGCAUUGUGAUUGUACAGUGUGCUGACCUCAUCAUCUGCAAGACCCGCCGCAACUCAGUCUUCCAGCAGGGCAUGAAAAACAAGAUCCUAAUAUUUGGGAUUAUGGAGGAGACAUCCCUGGCUGCUACUCUAUCUUACACUCCAGGCACGGACAUGGCCCUGCGAAUGUACCCUCUCAAGGCAACCUGGUGGGUCUGUGCCAUGCCCUACAGCCUUCUUAUCUUCAUGUAUGAUGAAAUCAGAAAAUUCAAUAUCCGACGAAGGCCUGGCGGCUGGCUGGAGCAAGAGACCUACUACUGA
Messenger RNA from Orycteropus afer afer, 3081 nucleotides. RefSeq names its product sodium/potassium-transporting ATPase subunit alpha-4-like. The transcript is spliced from 22 exons. The record is from RefSeq and is a predicted model, not a curated record. Lineage: Eukaryota; Metazoa; Chordata; Mammalia; Tubulidentata; Orycteropodidae. Gene Ontology annotation, biological process: sodium ion export across plasma membrane; intracellular potassium ion homeostasis; intracellular sodium ion homeostasis. The coding region runs from base 1 to 3081 and encodes 1026 amino acids. Gene Ontology annotation, cellular component: membrane. Gene Ontology annotation, molecular function: ATP hydrolysis activity; ATP binding; P-type sodium:potassium-exchanging transporter activity.